Ictidomys tridecemlineatus (thirteen-lined ground squirrel) is the source of this 4956-nucleotide messenger RNA. RefSeq names its product chromosome 7 C8orf34 homolog (gene C7H8orf34). The record is from RefSeq and is a predicted model, not a curated record. NCBI's taxonomy places the organism in Eukaryota, Metazoa, Chordata, Mammalia, Rodentia, Sciuridae.
CCCCCAAAAGGACAGUGGGGACAAUCCCCUUCCGAACUGCAAUUGUAGCUGCCAAGGAGUAGCCAACAAGGACCAGAUUUAUGUGCACUUUGAAAGAAGCACCUUCACCAUUGGCUUUUUGAGAGGCGCUGUCGCUAGGGAGCGGCUGGUAGGGCGAGCCCAGCUUCUGGGAGAAGCCCGGGCUGUUUGUUCCUGUAACCUGGGAGAGGGGCGCACACAGUCGCGCGUCCCUGUACGCACACUCCUGCUCGCCGCCCCUGGGCGCCCGCUGGGAGGAGCAGCGUCUCCGCGAUCGCCUCCCACCCCCUGAUUCCUGCUGCUGCCGCCCAGAGGAGAGACGAGCCUCUGCCUCGAAUUUCCCCUCGGCGCUGGCGCUGCGGAGAUUGGCGCGGGUGGGCGUGAGGAAGAGAACCCGCUGAAUGAGUUCUCCCCUCGCCUUGGAGUUGUCUGAGUUGGCGGCACAGCGCCCGGGUUUCCGGCACUCAGCGCCCCACGACCUCGCCUCUCCCGGGGUUGUUGCCCACGCCCGCGCCGAGGGUGGCACCAGCCGCGCCAGGGUUGCUGAGGCUCCUAAGCUCCUGUCCCGGCCCCAUUUCGGGGCAAAGGAGGGUUGUCCCCCACGGAGACGCACAGUCGCGCGGUCUUCUCGCGGCCGAUUCAGCGUGUCCAUGGCGUCUCAUCAGCAAACCCGUAUCCAGGCUUACCUAGAGAAGAACAAGAUCGGUCCUCUGUUUGAGGAAUUAAUGACUAAGCUAAUAACUGAGACACCUGACCAGCCAAUCCCAUUUCUUAUUGACCAUCUUCAGUCUAAACAAGGAAAUCGUGGACAACUGCAAAGAACUUUGUCUGGAUCUGCAGCUCUCUGGGCAGAAAGUGAAACAUCAGAAUCUAAAGGAACAAGAAGGGAUUUCAGAAGCUAUGAUAAACCUUGGCAAUUAAAUGCAAAGAAGCCUAAAAAAUCAAAAAGUGACCUUGCUGUGUCUAAUAUUUCUCCCCCAUCGCCAGACUCCAAAUCAUUGCCAAGGGCAGUAGAGCAUCCUAAGUGGAACUGGCGGACUAAACCAGGAAGCCGGGAUUUUGAUGAAUUGAACCACAUCCUUCAAGAGAGCAAGAAGCUCGGGAAAGCCCUUGAGAAUCUCUCCCGAAGUAUUGCAAUUUCAGAUGAACUUGAUAAGGAAACAGUGGCUUUCAAUUCUUCUCUCCUGAGGCCCCGAGUGAUCGGAGAAUGGAUUGGUAGAGAAGAAAACGAUGCUGAUCCACUAGCUGCUGAAAUGCUGCAGCCCCCAGUUCCAAGAAGUAAAAAUGACCAAUGGGAAAGCGAAGACAGUGGCUCUAGCCCUGCAGGAAGCUUGAAGAUGGAGCCCAAGACUAAAGGAUUAAAACAGCAGCAGCAGCAGCAUAAGAAACUCCUGGCAGCCAUGCUUUCUCAGGAUUCCUUUGAGUCCAUCCACAGCCCUACUCCAUCUGUAACAGAAGAAGACAUUGACAACGAAGAUGAUGCAAUGGAGUUGCUGGAGGAUCUUGAUGAUUUAAGAAUGGAGGGAGUAACAACCCUGGUACAUUCUGGGAGCAAAUUUAACCAAGGCCGACCUACUCAUCCUGCUGAGCCCCAGGCCAAGGUCACACUGAAUAUCUGUUCAAGGUGUGCCAGGCUUCAAGGAGACAAUCUGGCUGAAAGGACUGAAGAGACGUUACGAUUGCUUCAUUCUCCAGACGAAAUAAUCCCAGAUUCAUUGGAUUCUUUACCUGGGACUGAAGAAGCACUGAUGGAGGAGGGUGAAGAAUUUGAGAAAGCAUCUAAAUUAACAGGACCUGGAGAAGUCUCCAGUGGUGGACACCCACUGAAAAACUAUCCGGAAGAAGAUGAAUCUUUAAAGCAACUACAGGUACUUCAUCAACCAUGGCUCUUGCCAAGUGACACAGAAAGUGAAGGCGUCGAGGCAGAACAAGACAAACGACUAUGUUACCCUCUAAGGAAGUACUGCCUCCUAGCAGAGGAGGUUUGCUAUUAAAUGAAGUCAGUGCACAUUUCUGGGACAGUCAACAGAGUUGCAGGAAGCUGAUGGUUUUCAUGGGGUCUAGUUGAGAAAGAAGGAGCAUAUUGAUGAUAAAAUCAUCUUUGAUGGAUAUGUGUUCAAGCUCAGAAAUUGUACCCUGAAAUAUGGCAUUUUGGGCAGGCUGAGCGCUUUGAACUAAACAAGAAUAAAGUUUGAUGUCCUGUCCUCUUGUCACCAAAGACUUUGUCACAAACUGGCAUCUAUUCUCCUGAGCAGUUCUCAGAGGCAACUCUCAGUACCUGGCAUUUUAUCUGCAACAAGACAACCUUGAUCCACCAUUCAUCUUCUUUCUUCACUGCCCAUAACUUGUGGCCCCUUAUCACAGCAGCCCUUAUUUCUUUCUGUAGCUCAAGAUGGUAUGAAAACUCUAAUCAUUUGGCCCUUCUUCUAGUCAUAUCUUAUGGAACUCCUAUUCAUAAACAUGUAAUGAAAGUAGUUUUCUUCUGUUAAUCUAUGUCAGUUUAUUUUAUAGACUUGAUUACCAAAUCUUCAGAGGGUAAAAAGAAAUUUUUCCUCUCCUAAUCAAAUGAAGUUGCAAAAUAAAGAAGCCUACGAAAAAGGUUUACAAGCAUCUACCUUCAUUUGUUAGUGAAAGCAAGUGAUUAUGACUAAAAAACUAUGCGAGAGAAACAACUUCUUCCAAAUAUGAAGGAGUAGCUAGAAUAAAACUUACCUUCUGACUAUAAAACAGCAAAGAACACAAAUAAUAUGUAUUAUGCAAUUGUUUUCAGGAAUGAGGAUAACAGUUAAGAAUUAAGAAGCCUCAGAGAAUGGUGGCUAAGGAGUCAGGUCAUAAAAUUAGCCAAGUUUUCCUCCUUCAGGCAGAUUUUAGAUUAUGAUCCAAGGAGAGAACUCAAAAUAGUGCAGAAUGAUAUAAAUUGAUUUAAAAAAUGAAAUUUGGAGAGGCAAUAGUUGCUGGAAUUUGCAGUAUAACUUACCGGGAGAUUGACCUAUGAAGAGAAAGAAUCCCAGAGAUUUUCAAGAAUUUCCUUUGAGUCAUUGGCUAAAUACUAAUUAGGGCAAAAUUAGGGUAAGAUUCCAUAAGGCUAUAAAAAGAGUGAUUGCCAGUAAACUAUAAGAGGAAAACUUCCUAAGGUCAUAUAGUUCUGGGAAGUACUUGAGUUCCAACCAUAUAAGACAGAAAGAGAAGGAGGAGAAGGAAAAGGAGAAGUUUGUUAACUUCUAAGAAAAGCAGAAAGUUUUCAUACUUAAAUUUUAAUAUAAAUUAAUACUUCCAGAGAUAAUACUUCAUUGUUUAGCUGUAUUAGUCAAAUGAGUGUAUUUGGAAACUGUUUGUAAAGCCAGAUUUGAAAUAAAAAUAUGUGUUUUGGCAAUUGAUACAAUUGGACCACACUUAUUUGUAAUAUAUACUCUCACCUUUGCCAAGUUAUCUCAGAGUACAUGAUGUAGUUUGUGAAAAUUUUCUCAAAAUUCAGUUUUGUAUACAAUACUCCAAAUGGUUUGUGUUCAUCCAUAAAGAAAUAAAACUGUUAAGUGACUCUGCUGACUGCUACAAUGAGGUAUUUCCAAAAAAGCCCUUGUAACUAAAAUAUAGCACUUAUAAUUAAUCCCUUUAAAAUUAGUUGUACAUGUAUGUGUAUUUCUAUUGAACAUAAUUAGCUAACCACAGCUCACAACUUAUGCCCAUAUGCUCCAUGUAAUCUGUUUAUAGAACAGGUCAGAUGACAUAAUAUAGAUUUUGGCCAGUAAUCACAUUCUCUUUCCACAAACAACAUCUGAAAUGAUAAGGACAACAUCCACAUGAAUAGCUUCCAACAGGUAAAAUUAUUAUAACCCACAUUUGCCAACUCAACUUUAAUCCCAUUUUGUUGGUCAAAUAUUUUGAGAAGGAGAUGUAUGAUUCUAGCACGUGGCUCAGUACUUCACUUCAACAGGAAAGUAACUCUCAGGCAUCAAGGAUGUAGGACCAGGGAACACUGCAACUGGAGAGGACAAGGAUGUGUGAGAAAGCUGAGCUGGGGGUGGAGCCACAUGCUCCAGGUUGGCCUUGUGAUAGAAAUGCCAAUCCAAAGCCUUGAUUUCACACAGCCUUGAUCUCAUUGUCCCUACUUGCCAGUUCCAGUAAAAGGUGCUCCCUCCUUUUGCUCCCCCUCCAAAAAUGUUAUCAAAAGAUGCAGAGUUUUCCCUUCUCUGCUUUCUACCCCAUGACAGUACGGAAAUCACUGUCAUGUCCCCAGAAUGGAAGAACUUGUCUCUUCUCUAGUUUUAUUCACAGUGAUGAAUAUAUUACCAUUAAUUUCUGACUUUUUAAAAAAAAAAUAUAUCCUUCUGGGGUCCCAACUGUCAUUAAGUGGAUCUCUAGUUAUUUUUCAACAACAUUAAAUAUUCUUUGUAAUAUUCAUGAUAUGCUUUGGGAUCCAUGUUCUGAUAAAUUAUGCUAAUUGGAAUGCUGUUAUUUUCCUUGUUGAUAUAAUUACUUAUCUUGCUGUUCCUGGUUAUUUUCUUAAGUUUGAUAGAUCAUUUGAUAUGUUUUCAGUGCAUAACAAAAUAAAUACUCUCAUUAGAUUUUUAAAGUAAUACUAACUCAUUUAACAAAACUCUUACCAUUAUAGUAUAGUUUACAUAUUAACCUCAGGCAAUUUUGCCUUCUAAAAAGAUUGUACAAUAACAUAUAUUCUUAGUUCUGGGGCAUGGAUAGGAAUCUGUUUCUCUUCAAUUCUUCCUCGGGACCACUCCAGAGAAUGCCUGUAAAGCCAGAAAGUCCAGUUCCAGCAAGUGACUUCAGGUGUCCACGUUAGCACUUCCAUCCCCCAUCAAAAAGACAUUGGGAUCUUCCAUGUGCCAUAAUGCUUGGGUGAAGGGGAAUACUGUGAGCAAUUUGCUUCUGAGAUCUAUUUGUAUGAGUUUGUCUUUUUAUUAAUAAAAGAGAAUAUGUCCA